UCAUAAUUUCGGUAUCAUUGACUUGCAAUUUGAAAAUAACGUGAAAACUUCCCCAGAUACUAACUACAAAAAUCUGCCUUUUUCAAAGUUUAAUUAAAACUUGAUGAUUCUCAUUAGUUGUGUGUAACAUGUAGUACUAGUACUCCCCUUUUUUAAUAUAAUUUAUUUAUUUAGUCACUUUUCAAUUUUAUCUAAAGAAGCAAAUACUACAGUUUUGUGUUGUCAAUUUUAGGUUUCAAGCAAGUUGCCAAAUUGUCAUGAGAUUUCAAAGUGAGCAUUGAAGAGACAGAAAAAGAGAGCCUCUAAUUCCCAUUCAACGAUCUUCAAAGCCGCCAAUUUUUCAUGUGAUGGGUCUCACAGACAAAGCCCCUUCCCCAUAAAUUUCAAAACGUUCACUCUCUUCGGUGAUCCUUUUAUUUCAUUAAUUGUUCCAAUUUGGUGUUAUGAUGACUAUAUAGACAUUUUGAUUAGAAGCUGUUGACUUUUGUUUCCAUAACUUAACUUCAAAGUAUUAGGGUUGUUUCGAAAGCUAUAAACAGAUAUAUUCCAAACGUAUUCUUAUCAUUUAUCAUCGUUCAUCUUUUUGAAACCAAUUAGCCUUUGACAAGAAAACUCUAAAACAAACGUUUCUAAGAUUCUUAUUCCAUAUACAUCCCCCAGAUAACUGAAACAGAGAAUUUCAUCUUCAUUAUAUUUCAAAAACAUGAAGAGCUCAAAUAAUCAACAUUCAUUAAACUAUAUUUCCAGCCAUUUCAAUUCUCGUGUUCAUCUUAUUCGUUUCCUUUCCUAUCUUCUCCUUUUGGCCUGUGGUGUGACAAUUGGAAUCAUCAUCAGUUUCUAUCUGAAAAGCUGCACCUUUAGUCUUCAAUUCACUCAACUUUCACUCUCCACACCUCCACCGCCGCUAAUUAAAACACCAAUUGUACCGAAUAAUUCCGAUCUCGUUAUUAAUCGUGUUGGAUUGAAGAAUUUCAUUGAGCCUUCUCAUGUUGUGCAUGAUUUGACUGAUGAAGAAUUGAUGUGGAGAGCUUCAUUGACUCCUAAGAUAGAUGAAUACCCUUUUGAUCGAGUUCCGAAGGUGGCCUUCAUGUUCUUGGUAAGGGGCUCUGUGCCUUUGGCUCCUCUAUGGCAGAAAUUUUUCAAAGGGCAUAAAGGGUAUUAUACUAUUUAUAUCCACUCUAAUCCAUCUUACAAUGGCUCAGAAGUGGAGAGUCCAGUGUUUCGUGGCAGGAGAAUUCCCAGUAAGAAAGUAGAAUGGGGGAAAUUCAACAUGAUUGAAGCGGAGCGUCGUCUGCUUGCAAACGCACUUCUUGAUUUCUCAAACCAACGGUUCGUUCUUAUAUCAGAAUCCUGCAUACCACUCUUCAACUUCUCAACAGUCUACUCUUAUUUAAUGAACUCAACACAAAGCCAUGUCAUGGCUUACGAUGAGGCGAGUUCAGUUGGACGUGGACGGUAUAGAAUUAAAAUGUCACCUAAGAUCAAACUCAAACAAUGGAGAAAAGGUUCACAAUGGUUUGAAAUGCACAGAGAGCUUGCCUUAGAAGUAAUAUCAGACAGAACUUACUUCCCAAUAUUUGAAAAGUACUGCAAAGGUUCAUGUUAUGCAGAUGAGCAUUACUUGCCAACUUUUGUUAGUAUUAAGUUUUGGGAGAAGAACUCAAAUAGAAGUUUGACUUGGGUUGAUUGGUCAAAGGGUGGACCGCAUCCAGCUAAAUUUGUUAGACCAGAGGUUACUUCUGAGUUAUUGGAGAAUUUGAGGAAUCAAAGAUGCGAGUAUAAUGGAAAUAGCACAAAUGUUUGUUUUCUGUUUGCAAGGAAAUUCUUGCAAAGUUCAUUGACAAGGCUCAUGAGGUUUGCUCCACGGGUCAUGCACUUAUAAUUCAUUAAUACUAUUACUAUAAGAUACAAACACAUAAACAAUUACUAUUACAUAAAUCAUUUAAUUUAUUAUUUUCAACUAACAA
Molecule: messenger RNA, 1967 nt
Organism: Cicer arietinum (chickpea)
Lineage: Eukaryota; Viridiplantae; Streptophyta; Magnoliopsida; Fabales; Fabaceae
Product: glycosyltransferase BC10-like
Cellular component (GO): membrane
Molecular function (GO): glycosyltransferase activity
Source: RefSeq, a predicted model, not a curated record